Messenger RNA from Fonsecaea multimorphosa CBS 102226, 1290 nucleotides. RefSeq lists its product as uncharacterized. The transcript has 3 exons. Bases 1 to 1290 code for a protein of 429 amino acids. NCBI's taxonomy places the organism in Eukaryota, Fungi, Ascomycota, Eurotiomycetes, Chaetothyriales, Herpotrichiellaceae. The record is from RefSeq and is a predicted model, not a curated record.
AUGCUCACUGGCAGCAGUGGUAGACGCCGGCACACUGCAAAGCGCAGGAAGAUUGACGCGACAGACACGGCCACAGUCCAAUCAGACAGCGAAAGCAGACUUUUAGAUGGUCUCGAACAGGCAGCCGGACUGCCAGAAUCCCCUCCUCCAGCGAGACCGCCGCCCCGGGCAGUGCCCAUCGUGCCUCCUCCAGAUGCGCCCUUCCGGCCUGGCGCGCUCCAGCUGUGGGUUGUGCGCGACGCAGAAGGCAAGAAGCAGCUGGUAUCGGAGAUGGUGCCGGGAUGCCGACAUUGGAGGAUUGGGGAUCCCAAUGUUCCUUUCUGCUUCGAGUGCAAGAAAGAAGAUAAGGACGUGAUGGGAUGUAAAACAUGCAAGAAAUCAUAUCAUUUGGCUUGCUUGGGCGAGGAAGUGCCCACAGAGGAUACCUCGACACGUGCAUUCUACUGUCCAACUUGUAUCGAGCGCGGCUGGGAUAAGCAUCCGCCGCCGGAAAUUUUACCACUGACACCUCUCUCUUCUCGUGAGGGCAGCCCGGCGCCGCGACUUUCAACUGCAAAAGAUGUAGCCGCCGCAGAGUCUCACCAGCAAUUGGGGCAGAUGGCGGUGUCAGGGCACCAAAGGCAUGUAAACACCGAUCAUGACCAGCCGGGCCAGGACUCGCAAAGGGUCUGCGAAGUUUCAGCUCCCGAAGCAUCUCUCCCAGUUCCCAAACGACUACAAUCACAACAGCCGCCAGGAAACGAUUACAAUCCCUCACUCAGGCAUUCCUCAGGCCCGAUGAUCACUGCCCUACAACAACGGGAAGCUGUAUCGAAGAAUAUAAGAGAAGACCAAUCCUCCUCCCCCCAACUCCGUAUGGUCACUGAAAGUACUAUUAAUCAAGCAAAUGCCACGUCCAGGUCGACCAAGGCAAAGUCCAGGUAUCAAACCAUGCCUGACGAGGUGGACCAGGCACUCACGGUUAUAUAUCGUGAACUGGAGUCUGUCGCUGCUCUGAAGCAAGAUAUUGCGGUGCUCCAGGACCGGCUCAGAGCCACUGAACAAGCGCGGCAGAUUUUGGAAGGUCGUCUGGCUCUUGAACGCUCAGGCGGAAUGGCCGUUGCCAGCAAGGAAGCCGAGAUAAAGUCUCUGAAGCAGCAGCUCGCUGAACUGAGAAGGAGCAACGAAAUGCUAGUGGAAGAGAACAGUGUCCUGAAGCAGCGCUUGCAGGACCAACAGACGUCCCAUCAAGCUGGCCUGGAGGAGAUGGAAGCCCUAAAAGCGAGUCUUCGCCGGUUGCUUGGGAAUUGA